AUGUCAGAAGAAUUCCCGACGAAUCCUUUUAACAGUCAAGAAGAACACGUGUACAUCAUUACUUCACUACAUUUUUCUGAGUUAAUUGCUUCCAAAUUAUUAAUAGACUGCUCUGCUUUACCCGAGAGUGCUCUUCCGAAGAUCCCGGAGACGACAAAGACGUAUAAGACGUUAAAGCCACCCGUCCCAACACUCGAUGCGCUUCGAACGAAUUACAACACAAGUAGUCCUGGAGACAAGUACACCAAAAAAGACAUAGAAAAUGCAGGACAUCUUUUAGUACAGCUUGAAAUGAAUCCUCUCUUAUUCAAUCAAGUGAGUUUGAGAGCACAAGUUGGCUUUAUUUUCAAGAAUUAUGGGAAAACGUCAUUUUGCACGGAUAGGUCAUGUGCUGUUUUAUUAGGAACAAGUCACGGGAGAGUUAAUAAAGACAAGAAGUGUAGUAGAAGUGACGAACAGCAUGGAAGGAAGUGUGUUGGUCGUCCAUAUGUUGUUAAGCCGUUGACUCUUUUAGUCCUUCAAAAGUUUGUUCGAUACGUGUUAGACCAGAAAUUUGCAAUUACAAUGGGCUCUUUAAUGGAAGUUAUUAAAACAGUGCAACACAAGUACAUCUCACGGGACACUCUCAGAAAGAUUAUAACAAAGGACUUCAAUUUAAAAAUGGUCUCUGGAACUCCUAAGCCAUUUUGUGGUCUUACAGUGGAGCCUAUAGAUAUCAUCAACAACUAUAUUUCACUUUCAAAGUACAACACCACACGAGCUUGUUUAGUCUUUAAUAUCAGUGAAAUUUCUCUACAAGAUGAUGUCUGUGAAUUAGACAAAAAAGUGGAGAUCAUGUUACCUAAGAGUGUCGACACAGACACCAUCAAAGUUGGGAUUGGAAAGGUCCCCAAAAGGAUUUCAAUGCUCACAAUGACGAGUUUGGACGGAAAGAGUUGUUGUACUGCAUUUACUGUAUUGAAGGACACGGUUGCUUUAAGUGUAGCAAAAGAGUUUGACCACAUCACUUUCAUGAAGUCUGAGACGGGAUACGUCACACAAGAGAUCUUUGAGAUGUGGGUGUUGAACUUUGUCUUAAAGACAAUCAGCGCAACGAAGACACAACUGGGACUCUCUCAGAAAGAGCCCAGUCUUAUUCUUAUGUCUGCGGGUGUUCAUACACUUAACACUCUGAAACGCCAUUUUAACAUCAACAACAUCUUUGUUCACACUUUCCACGAAAGUACAGAGAACGUCGUCGACCCGUUUAAGUUGUGUCUUUAUGAAGCAAAAAUGGGUUUGCAUAUGACAAACACUUCGAUGAGAGAAUGCGCGAAGUUGAAUGUUAUUAAAGACUUGUUGUCGACUUUGUGUGAGAAAGAAGUCAAUUUGUCGAAGGGGAGGACUCCACUCUAUUCUGAUGCUCAAAAAAUAGUCUUUGGUAACGUUCUUGGGACCUUUGGACAUUCUGGAAUACAUAAAAUGAUAACUGAGUCUUUUGAACAGAGCGGGAUAGUGACGCGUUUUACUACAUUGGCUUGGAGAAUGUAUGUUGAUGUUAGUAGUUCGCAGAGAUUUAUAAGUCGCUUUAAGAAGUAUUAUGAUGAGUGGGUCGAACCAAAUAAGGAUUUGAAAGACAUGUUAACACCACCUGUUAACGACGCCGAAACACUUCCCGUUGUUGUUCCAUUUCAAGAACGCUCAAUAGAAGAAAGGUUGAAGGUACAAAUCAAAGAGCUGAGAGGUGUCCUUUCUGGGUAUGAAAAUAUCAAAACUCGAAUAGAGCAAAGUGGUGAAAAUAACACACCACAAAAUGCGGGAAAUCUACUCACAACACAUUUGCCUUUACUUAAACCAAAUUUGAAAAUUGAAAAUCUGAAAAUUAUGACCGACUUGGAUGAAAGAGAUUUGAAGGACCUUGUCUUCGAGCCUAUUAAAGAAAAUCAAAGCGAUGUCGAAUUCCAUGAUAUGUGA
Entamoeba invadens IP1 is the source of this 1953-nucleotide messenger RNA. RefSeq lists its product as hypothetical. The coding region runs from base 1 to 1953 and encodes 650 amino acids. The transcript has a single exon. The record is from RefSeq and is a predicted model, not a curated record. Lineage: Eukaryota; Evosea; Mastigamoebida; Endamoebidae.